AUGCAGAGUUGCAGACGCACCUCAACCCUGCAAGAUCCUUCCAAAUACUCUACUUAUCUACGAGACGACCACGCGCAUCGGAAAUCUGCUGGGCGUGGCUAUGCCAGCUUUUUCGCGCAAUGUCCCGGUUUCGAGGAGAGUGGGACCACAAACAAGGUAGAGACGGGAUUUGCAUUCACAAUCCGACGAUCUAUCAAACGCAUGAUGAAGAAAGGAAAGUCAGUGCUGCACAUGCUGCAAAUCCCAAAUGGACCGGCAACUGCAUACACGUUGCCGUGUCUUGCGGACCCGCUCGGGGCAUCACUUGAUUCGACGGGGCAAGACCCGGAACGGCGCAGAACAAUCGCCAUCCCUCCACGGACAACCACCACUGAGCUGCAACAUUAUCUGACAUGA
Molecule: messenger RNA, 396 nt
Organism: Letharia columbiana
Lineage: Eukaryota; Fungi; Ascomycota; Lecanoromycetes; Lecanorales; Parmeliaceae
Exons: 1
Coding region: 1-396 (131 amino acids)
Source: RefSeq, a predicted model, not a curated record